Molecule: messenger RNA, 10088 nt
Organism: Heterocephalus glaber (naked mole-rat)
Lineage: Eukaryota; Metazoa; Chordata; Mammalia; Rodentia; Bathyergidae
Source: RefSeq, a predicted model, not a curated record
AAAAUUCAACAUACAAUGACUUCCCAGAAUCAAGAACGGCUAUGUGCAUUUAAAGAUCCAUAUCAACAAGACCUUGGGAUAGGUGAGAGUCGAAUCUCUCAUGAAAAUGGAACAAUAUUAUGUUCAAAAGGUAGCACAUGCUAUGGCCUUUGGGAGAAGUCAAAAGGGGACAUAAAUCUUGUAAAACAAGGAUGUUGGUCUCACAUUGGAGAUCCCCAAGAGUGUCACUAUGAAGAAUGUGUGGUAACUACCACCCCCUCCUCGAUUCAGAAUGGAACAUACCGUUUUUGCUGCUGUAGUGCAGAUUUAUGUAAUGUCAACUUUACCGAGAAUUUUCCACCUCCUGACACAACUCCACUCAGUCCACCUCAUUCAUUUAACCGAGAUGAGACUAUAAUCAUUGCUUUGGCAUCAGUCUCUGUAUUAGCUGUUUUGAUCGUUGCCUUAUGCUUUGGAUACCGAAUGGUGGCAGGAGAUCGUAAACAAGGUCUGCACAGUAUAAAUAUGAUGGAAGCAGCAGCAUCAGAGCCCUCUCUUGACUUAGAUAAUCUGAAACUGUUGGAGAAAACAGAUCAUUAUAAACCUGCAAUUUCCCAUCGAGACUUAAACAGCAGAAACGUGCUGGUGAAAAAUGAUGGAACCUGUGUUAUUAGCGACUUCGGUUUGUCUAUGAGGCUGACAGGAAAUAGAUUGGUACGCCCAGGGGAAGAAGACAAUGCAGCCAUCAGUGAGGUUGGUACAAUUAGGUAUAUGGCACCAGAAGUGCUAGAAGGAGCUGUGAACCUGAGGGACUGUGAAUCAGCUUUGAAGCAAGUAGACAUGUAUGCACUUGGACUGAUCUACUGGGAGAUAUUUAUGAGAUGUACAGAUCUCUUCCCGGGUGAAUCUGUUCCAGAAUACCAGAUGGCUUUUCAGACAGAAGUUGGAAACCAUCCCACUUUUGAGGAUAUGCAGGUUCUUGUGUCUAGGGAAAAACAGAGACCCAAGUUCCCAGAAGCCUGGAAAGAAAAUAGCCUGGCAAUGAGGUCACUCAAGGAGACAAUUGAAGAUUGUUGGGACCAAGAUGCAGAGGCGAGGCUUACAGCACAGUGUGCUGAGGAGAGGAUGGCUGAACUCAUGAUGAUAUGGGAAAGAAACAAAUCUGUGAGCCCAACAGUCAAUCCAAUGUCUACUGCUAUGCAGAAUGAGCGCAACCUGUCACAUAAUAGGCGUGUGCCAAAAAUUGGGCCUUACCCAGAUUAUUCCUCUUCCUCAUACAUUGAAGACUCCAUCCAUCACACUGAUAGCAUUGUGAAGAAUAUUUCCUCUGAGCAUUCAAUGUCCAGCACACCUUUGACUAUAGGGGAAAAGAACCGAAAUUCAAUUAAUUAUGAACGACAGCAAGCACAAGCUCGAAUCCCCAGCCCUGAAACAAGUGUCACCAGCCUGUCCACCAACACAACCACCACAAACACGACUGGCCUCACUCCAAGUACUGGCAUGACCACUAUAUCUGAGUUGCCAUACCCAGAUGAAACAAAUCUCCAUGCCACAAAUGUUGCACAGUCAAUUGGUCCAACUCCUGUGUGCUUGCAGCUGACAGAAGAAGACUUGGAGACCAAUAAGCUAGACCCAAAAGAAGUUGAUAAGAACCUCAAAGAAAGCUCUGAUGAGAACCUCAUGGAGCAUUCUCUUAAACAGUUCAGUGGGCCAGAUCCACUGAGCAGCACCAGUUCCAGCUUGCUUUUCCCACUCAUAAAGCUUGCAGUGGAAGUGACGGGACAGCAGGACUUCACACAGGCUACAAAUGGCCAAGGGUGUUUAAUUCCUGAUGUUCCGCCCACUCAGAUCUAUCCUCUCCCUAAGCAACAGAACCUUCCUAAGAGACCUACUAGUUUGCCUUUGAACACCAAAAGUUCAACAAAGGAGCCCCGACUAAAAUUUGGCAGUAAGCACAAAUCAAACUUGAAACAAGUAGAAACUGGAGUUGCCAAGAUGAAUACAAUCAAUGCAGCAGAACCUCACAUGGUGACAGUCACCAUGAAUGGUAUGGCAGGUAGAAACCACAAUGUCAACUCCCAUGCUGCCACCCAGUAUGCAAAUGGGGUGGUACCAUCUGGCCAGACAGCCAAUAUAGUGGCACACAGGGCCCAAGAAAUGCUGCAGAAUCAGUUUAUUGGUGAGGACACACGGCUAAAUAUUAAUUCCAGUCCUGACGAGCAUGAACCUUUACUGAGACGAGAACAGCAAGCUGGCCAUGAUGAAGGUGUUCUGGAUCGUCUCAUGGACAGGAGGGAGCGGCCACUAGAAAGUGGCCGAACUAAUUCUAAUAACAACAAUAGCAAUCCAGGUUCCGAACAAGAUGUUAUUACACAGAGUAUUUCAAGCACAGUAGCAGAUCCUGGGCCAUCAAAGCCCAGAAGAGCACAGAGGCCCAAUUCUCUGGAUCUUUCAGCCACAAAUGUCCUGGAUGGCUACAGUGUACAGGGUGAGUCAACACAGGAUGGCAAGUCAGGAUCAGGUGAAAAGAUCAAGAAACGUGUGAAAACUCCCUAUUCUCUCAAGCGGUGGCGCCCCUCUACUUGGGUCAUCUCCACUGAACCACUGGACUGUGAGGUCAAUAACAAUAGCAGUGACCGAGCAGUUCCUUCCAAAUCUAGCACCGCUGUUUACCUUGCAGAAGGAGGCACUGCCACAACCAUGGUGUCUAAAGAUAUAGGAAUGAAUUGUCUGUGAAAUGUUUUCAAGCUUAUGGAGUAAAAUUAUUUUUUGCAUCAUUUAAACAUGCAGAAGACAUUUUUUAAAAACUGCUUUAUCUUCCUGUCAGUACCCCCUCCCAUACCUGCAACAAGGACUUGCUUUAGAUUUCAGCUAUGCAGAAAAAUUUAGCUUAUGCUUCCAUAUUUUUUAAUGUUUUUAAGUUUUGCACUUUUUGUCUAAUCUCGCUAAAGUUGUAUUUGUCUGUUAUGACCACAGAAUUAUACGUGUGUGUGUGUGUCUGUGUGUGUGUGUGUGUGUGUGUAUCAAAAGUGGUCUCAAAAUAUUUUUUUAAGAAAAAAGGCAAAAACAAUGUAUUGCUGAUAAUCAGUUUGGACCAUUUUCUAAAGGUCAUUAAAACAGAAGCAAAUUAAGUACAGGUUUUUUCUGCAGUGGUGUCUGGUAUCCAUGUUUUAUUUCUGGGCACAAGCUAGUUUGUUUUCAAACCUAUUACCUGUUGGACAUUUCUUUUCUCUUGUAUUUUGUUUGAAUGUGCAAUAGUCUAUGGAUCACACAUAAGCUUUCUUGUAAACUCUCUUCCUAACAGGGCACAGAUUCUUCCAUAUUAUAAUCAUUUUUCUCUCCUAUUCUUCCAUAAUUUAAACAUUUUUCUCCACCAUCUCCUAUACUUUUUAUAGGUCAAUUCUGUGACAGUGAAUUUUGCACAGGAGAAAGCAGCUACCCGAUAUCUGCUUUCUUUCUCCUUAUGGAGAGUGCAGAAACAUUGUCUCAAAGGGCUCUGAAGAAGGAACUGCCGAAACCAAAGAAAUGGAAUGCCAUUUCUUUUAACCUUCCAAAUCUUAAAAAUUUCCUUCCGGGCAUUUUAAUAAAUAUGUUUGGUUCUGGUUGAAAGUUCAUAAGAGAGCAUAGAACAAAGUACGGGAAAUCAAAAUGUUUUUUCCAUUUUAUUUUAUUUUUCUAUGUAUGUUUAUGUUCCGUAUUCAUUUAUUUUAAAAAUACAUUUUUAUCAAAACGCGUAGAGCUAAACUUACAUGAAAUUUUUAAGUAAGUUUAUGGUUAAGACAAUAUAGUGUCAUAACCUUCAUCUCUAAAAAGGUCAUUUUUGACUCAAAUAAAAUUACAUUUCCUGUUUAUAACUUUAAAAGUAAUUCAUAGUCUUCAACCUGUAGUAUCUUGUAUUUUGUUCCCAAGCAAAGCCUGGCAAGUUUACCUGAAAAUGAUUCCUCUUCCCAUGACCUAAAACACUGUGUAGAGAAAUCAUCCCGCUGGCUCAAGCAUCCCUGUGGGAGUAAGGCUGCUGCCAAACUUACCUUUUUGAGCAAACUGAGAUUUACCAUCUUUCUUUGCAAAACUAUUUCUUUGCUCUCCUGUUUUCACAAUUUCUCCUUUUGCCAGCUUUUCACAUGAUCUUUGACAUGUGAACAGCAUUUAUUAUUUAUAUUUUAAUAGAGCAUACCUUUUAGUGAUAACAUGCCCUUGAAAUUAUACUGUAUUUUAAGGUUUCCUUUGCUUCUUUCAUUACUAAUAAUCUUCUCUAAAAUAGCAACCUUUGUAUUUUUUCAAUAAAGCACUUUUUGACAAAAAGGGAAUUUUUUUCUAAACAGAUUAUUAUCUAUCAAUUUGCAGAGUGAUCUUAUUUUCAGAUUCUGAGUACUUAUUAGACAUUGAUUUCUAAGAAUUUUCUGAAAGAUAAAAAUUAAGAGGAAAACACAAAUCCUCAAUUUCCUGAUUUAGAUUAUUUUCUGAACAGUACUUUUUCAUUUAUAUUCCUGUCUUCAUCAUUUAGCUAAACACAAACUAUAUUUCUCAAUUUUCUGUCCAAAAUAUUUAUGACGUUUUUGUAUAUAAAAGUCUUGUUAUUUGCCAUCUGCCAUGACCUUAUUAGUUAGAUGUUACCGUACUUCCCAUUUAUUCAGCUGCAUUGUUGAACACAGUUCUUAAUUCAUAGAAUUAACCUUAUCUUACUAGUGCCCAGGGUUUCUACCUUUUAUGCUUUACUGGCCCUUCUCUUGAAUCAGACCCUUAACAUAUGUUUUAGUCUCUUGGCAUAUCCUUUUUCUCAUACAGCUAUUAUCUUUUAUCUGUGUAACAAAUUAUUGUAUCCUUCCCAGUAAAUUUUCACUUAGUUCUCUUUACGUGUCUUUCAAAUAGAUUUCAAGGUACUGUUUUCAAACAUUUCUGGGACAACUUCAAAUCAAAAUAUAUUUCAUCUCCAACUUGCAGCAUUGAGGAUAAGUGACCAUUUGAGGUCUAACUCUUCCUGUCAGUAUAGGAGUUACCUUAUGUUCUGAGUAUUUGGGCCAGAUGAUUGUAAGUUUUCCAACAUUUUAACAUUUAAUAAUAAAAUUAUUUUUAAAAUUAAUAUACUAGAGUAAAAGAACUCUGUAUAUUUUCCCAUUUCAUGCAAACAUGUUUAAAACAGUUUAUUCAGUUGUUUUAUUAGACUGUUGAAAGAGUAGGAAAGGUAGAAAGUGCAUAUUAUUUUAAUAAAUCUUAGAUUAUAUUUUAUAUCCAAUUUUUAGAAUCUGUAUUAUACAAGCAAGCAAAAUCACUUUAAGUGACUAAUGACUCAAAUAAAUUGCUAAGUGUAUUCAUCCGAUAAUGUAUCAAAGCUGAUAUUCAACUAAAGAAAAUUUUGCAUGUCAAAAAGAAUUUAGGUCCUUUGAGUAAAAGGACAUUCAGUUAACAGAUAUUAAACUUUAUUUCACUAGAUAGUAAGGACCUUAAAAGCAUCAUAAUAGGCAAUCUGUUAAUAGUUCCCUUAACAAAAAUCCUAAUUAUAUGCCAGAAUUAAGUAACUGAAAUAACUUGAUUUGAAUUAUAAUUAGACUAAAAUGACAUAUAUAAAUCCUAAAAACUUUUUCUAAAUGUAUAAUUUAAAAACACUUCUUGUAGAAAGUUAUGAGAAGGAACAUACUAAAUGCUAGGAUACACCUGCAUUGCUGCUUUUAAUCACAGCAACCAGAUGAACAUUAUAAUUGCUAUUCCUACUUUACAGAUGAGGAAACAAAAGAGAAGCUAGGUACUAGUUUGUCCCAGGUUGAAAUCUAGUAAUAGACAAAGCUGGGGUUUUUAACCUGGGUGUGCCUCCCAAAUCAAUUUUUAGCAGUUAGGCAAACAUAAGAUGUGUAGCAUAGACAUAGACAUGUCUAUGCUCAUUGCUGCUUAAGAAAUAAUUACUAACUCAAGACAAAAUUUGAUCCUACACAUGCCAUUGUGAAUCUUAAAAUCAUUUCACCGAACCCAUAGCAUUCUUAUAUUGCAGAGCUAAAGGUAAAAUAAAUUCAAGGGAAAAGUAAAGGUAGCUAUGGGAACAAAAGGCUUUUUCCUAAUUUAUUUCAUACUAGUUUUGCAACAAUUAAUUUAACAUCAAUCUCAUUAGUCCUUUGCCUAUAUCUUCAAAAUGUCUGCUUCAGAAAGUGACUUUAGAAAAUUUGUUAUUCCAGAGAACUAGUUGAGUAGAAUAUAGAAAGAAAAAAGGACAUCUUGGUUUUUUGGGGUUUUUUUUUUUUUGGUUCCAGAGAUCGAACUCGGGUCCUUGCACUUGCGAGGCAGGUGGCAGAACCACUGAGCUCAAUUCCGGACCGAGGACAUCUUGUUUAUAAAGCAGUUUAGUUUAGAAUAAUUUCAAAUGUAUGGGCCGGGGAUUUAGCUCAGUGGUUUUGCCAUCUGCUGCGCAAGCGCAAGGACCCGAGUUCGAUCCCCAGUACCAAAAAAAACCCAAAAUGUAUGUUAGUUCUGAAUGUGAAAAUAGAGGUACUGUACUCAAGUAUAUGUUUCAGUGGGAAUUCUCACAAAAUUUGGUAAAUAAUUGAAUGUAAAAUAUUUUCAAGUUUUGCUUGAAAAUGGAAUACCUGGUAGGCCCCAGCUAUUAUAGUGAACUUCCUAGUCUCUGUAACUCUUUCUUGAAAGUUAUUUAAAAUGGAAAAAUAUUUCAGUACUUUGUUUCCUUUUUUCAUAUUUAUGGACAUAAAUAUUUCAUUGGAGGUUGUUAACUCCUAGAACUUGACAUUAAAUUGUACUCUAUACCAUAUUUUAUAAGUUUAUGUUGAACUUACUCCUAGUUUUAUGGAGGUUAUUACAAAAUUAUUCAUAAAUUGCUUUAUAUAUUAAUUUAUCUUACCAGCUAACUCCUUAAAGUUACAAUCUGUACAUGCAUUACUUGAUUAUCUAGAUCAUUCUAGAAAUUGUGUAACAUUCCCACAUCCAGAAAUCUCUUUCAGGCUUGAGAUGUUUCUAAAUAUUCAUACCCUUGACUGGCAGUGUUCUUUUCAGCAGAUAAAAUUGCAUUUUAGCUUUUAGAUUAUGAACUAUGCAAACUUUCCCCACAGUUACCUUACAUUAUCCUCUCCUAAAUAAACUCAUGGUUAAAUAAAUCUGAUAAUCAUUGAACUAGUAACACAAAAGUUACUAUCAAAAGAAGGCUUUUAUAGAAAGUUUCCAAAUUAACGUACAAGAAACGUGUAGCCCACAAGAUGGUAUAGUGCACCUCCUACCCAUUCCUCUUUUUAAAUCACCUCAUUGUUUAUGUCUCACUUUAUCCCUCUGCUAUCUGACUUGUAAUCUAUGUGUCAGGGAAGUUUUCAUGUCUAGUCUGUCUCCUUGUUUUAACUUUAAAUCUAUUUCUCUAGCCCAGUAGGAAAGAAAGAACAGUUGCUCCACUCCCCAAUAUUGUUAUUCUAGUAUGCUUCAGGCUGCUGAGUUACCAUCUAAAAUCUCAGUUCUUCCAGAUAAAAUUGUCACAUUUCCUUUAGCUUUUUCUCAUUGGUCCCAUUUUAAUGACUUUAUUUAUAUUUAAGAGAACAUUAAUUACUCCAGUUAAAUAAUAUUUCAAUGGUUUGAUAUAAUUGAGAGUUAAUAUGUUAUCAUUUGAUAUUGAAUGCAACCAUCAAACCACCAGGAAAUUGGCGCUUAGUUUUUGUAUUAUCUAACAUUUUCUAUUAAAUUUUGGGAGUUUUAUGAAUUUCACUAGCUGUAACUAAAAAGCUAUGCAUACAGAAUUGUAUAACAUUUUGCUAUUAAAAUUGUUUACCCUAUAUUGCAGUAGGCUUAGUGUUAUGAUUGAGCCACAACAAUGUUUUAUAUGUUCCUUUAUAUCAAAUAUUGUAUUAAACACUACAUACAAGUUAACUUUCAAAAACAAACCCUAGAGAAAUUAGGUAUUAUCGAUGAACAUUUUUGAGGACCACUUUUGAAAUACUUUUGUUUCACAACAUAGACUUAAAUGACCGAGUAAAGUUGAGUGUUUGUAUAGAAAGAAAAAUUUACAAAUUUAUCAGAUACAUUUGAACAUACUUACAGAUUUAUGCUGUAAAUUAAAAUUAUUCCCAAAAUAAAUAUAUUGUAUCUUUAAAAAUUCCAGUUCCAUUAUUACUGUGACACAGUAUUUGUGAUAUUACUAUUAAAAAUUAUAAACAUAUACAUUUAUUUUUAAAACUCAAUUUGAAACCCACAUUAAAGUAUGGGUAAGAGGGCCGGGGAUUUAGCUCAGUGGUUCCGGUGCCUGCCUCGAAAGCACAAGGUCCCAAGUUUGAUCCCCGGUACCAAAUAAAUAAAUAAAUAAAGUGUGGGUAAGAAAAGGAAUCUUUAGAGCUCAGUUAUUUCAUUAGGGAUGUCCAGUUUAUGACUAAUUUUUUUCUUUUGACAAUACUGAGGAUUGAACUCAGGGGCUUCACACUGAGCUACCAUCUCCAGCCCCAGGCUAGGCUCACAUUUGAAAUACUGCCUCUGCCUCUCAGUGUGCUUGAAUUACAGGCAUUCACGACCACACCCAGCUCUAUGAUUGGAUUUUUAACAAAAUUAGAGUACCUGAAAUUACAAUUUGAUUUUUUUCAAACACAUUGGUUUAUCCAUUUAUUUGUACAUUAGAUUUCAGAAGCAUUUUUAUGUUUCAGAAUCACACAUGAUAUUACUUAAAAACUCAGGGCCCCUUUUAUCCCUUUGUACACUGAAAAAGUUCAAUUAGUACAAGCAAGGAAUUAAGUCCAGUUGAAUAAAAUGUUUGUUGCACAGUUCAUUUAAUGUUUCAUUUAUUUGACUUAAUUCAUAUAGUAUCAAUUUCAUUAAUCAUAAAAACUCACCCAGUUCUGUACUGAAUAGAAGGAAUGAUUCAACUAAUUGGCUGCUUGUUCUAGCAAAUUUAGGUCUUUGAGUUGAAACACCAGCUUAAAACCUCUCUGUUCUUUGGCUAAAUGGCUGGGCAGAAUGAGACAAAUCACUUCAUUUUGUUUUGUUUGUUUAAAAGAAGAAUGUAGUAAAGUAAUUCCUCUGAGGUAAAAUCUUGAGUGGUAAUUUAACAUUACAAAUCUUCUAAAAGUGAACUAAUGAGUUUAUAGCUAUAGUAAUGGUGUGGACGAUUUUGUGAAAGUGAUCUAUGGUAACCUGUGUAUCCCAUUGUCAGGCCCAAUCAGAAUUCUUUAAACCAGACAAGCUCAAUAUCUCAUUUGGUAUGCUGUAUAUUUAAAUCCUAGCAGUGAAGUUAUGUGUAAUCAGUCUCUUGUCUCAGGCUCUCCUUUUUUUUUUUUUAACCAAUCUUCCUAAGUAUGUAAAAGAAACAUUUUUAAAGAAGCUUACCAGUAAAAAAAAAAAAAAUACUGAAUUCCUAAAAGAUGCAAUUCAAAAAUAGGUUAUAAUUUAACAUUGAAUUUCUUGAUUGCUGUGGCUUUUCUUUUUCUGGUCACAUUUAUUUAUUUAAACAAUUUUUGUAUGCCUCUUUUCCAUUUCUGUAGACAUAUUAUGUAAGCAUUUGUGUAAGCUGGAAUCAUCCUUAAGUUUUCUGUUGACAAUUUUUCAAAUGAAGAUACAUGGAUAAUUGUAAAAUACACUAACUCUUAGGGUGUUAUAGUAGCUGAAAACGAGAUGUGUAGCUGCCAUGCUUUUGCUGAAUGGACAGGAGAAACAAGCUACAGAGUAUUUGUUUCUGAGGAUGCUUUUCUGGAAAAAGGUUGAAAAAUAUUGGCACUUCCUCAGAACCCUCUUUCUUGUUAACGGGUAUCUUUUGUUGGUGUGUUUUGCUCUUAACAUUAAAAAUAGUGUCAUUAUGAAUUAAUGAAUAAUUACUUUCAGUUAUUUUGCUUUUGUAUAAGCUGUCUGAGACCUUGCUAUGCAGUAUAAGUUGUGUUUGAUGGAUCAGUGUGAGUAUGAAAUAAAGCAAAUCACUUUUCUUUUGUAUUAUCUAUGGAUGCCACUAUGAAAGCUGACAUUAAGCCACUAAAGAGUUUUCUAUGAAUAAGUGUAAGUAAAUGCUUUGAUAUAUAUAAACCUAAAUAAAAAGAUUGUAUUGAUACAAAGACAUUGGAGAAGGAGAUUUUAAGACCGUUCUUUAGGUUUAAAAAGGCUUGCUGUAAAAUGGUGCAUUAUUCCAUUUAUUAAAGAUCAUAUUAAUGACAACA